Sipha flava (yellow sugarcane aphid) is the source of this 870-nucleotide messenger RNA. RefSeq names its product retinal homeobox protein Rx-B-like. Gene Ontology annotation, molecular function: RNA polymerase II transcription regulatory region sequence-specific DNA binding; DNA-binding transcription factor activity, RNA polymerase II-specific. The coding region runs from base 111 to 800 and encodes 229 amino acids. Gene Ontology annotation, biological process: regulation of transcription by RNA polymerase II. The transcript has 6 exons. The record is from RefSeq and is a predicted model, not a curated record. Lineage: Eukaryota; Metazoa; Arthropoda; Insecta; Hemiptera; Aphididae.
GUCGGACAUUGCAUCCAAUGGGAAGCUUCUAGACAAGCCGUAUUUUCCGGAGGGAUGCUUGUAUUGUCAGUUAAAUUUCGAAAUCAUAAUCAUCCCUAUCGUGGUGCGCUAUGGCCGGAGGACCCUACUUAUCGCCGUUGCCCGGCGACCUUUUAUCGGAGUACAUGUUUGGUAGACGUAGACAGAGAAGAAACCGAACGACUUUUACACCACAACAGCUCCAAGAACUUGAAAGUCUAUUCCAGAAAACCCACUACCCGGAUGUAUUUUUGAGAGAAGAAGUAGCUCUUCGGAUUAAUCUUUCCGAAGCCCGUGUACAGGUGUGGUUUCAGAACCGUAGAGCUAAAUGGCGUAAACAUGCUCGACUUCAAAUAAUUCAAGAUGCUUGGAGAAUCCGCUGUAUGGGUUUAAACACACAAACCCUUUUAUUAGGCCGUCAAGUACCCGAAGGAACAACUCGUUUAACUGAUGAAAAAGGAUCCCCGACAUCACCGCCUACCCAAUCGUCCGUCUCAUCACCUACCCAUGUGCCGGGAAGCUACAGAAUGCUUCAAAACUUUCAAGUAACAGAGAGAUCAACCUUAUCCGGACCGCCCACACAUGCAGCAACUACCAAGUUAUUCUGCCCAUAUUCUUCUACUGGAAAUGAUGUUUCGAAUAUACGAUUGGCUCAUCAUCAGGAAUCUAGAUCUGAUAUGAAUGGAAAUCUAUCAUUAAUGGUAGGUUCCGUUGAUUUAACAUGCUCAAAAUCUCGCUCGACCAGUCCAGAAGAAGAAAAUGACAUUAACGUUAACGAUUAAAUUGAUUUUUUCAUAAAAUAAUUACUUUGAAUAACAAAAUGAAAUAUUACUUUUAGUUACAAUUUUUAAG